Messenger RNA from Funneliformis caledonium, 204 nucleotides. The record is from the annotation of a GenBank genome assembly. Lineage: Eukaryota; Fungi; Glomeromycota; Glomeromycetes; Glomerales; Glomeraceae.
CUCAUACAUCAGGCAAUUCUGAUAUUUGAGGUAUUGCAUCCUGGAUGUAUUAGAGUUUUUUGCUUUAAUCAAUCAACAAACCAUAAUGCUAUAGCAGCUGAUACACUUAUUGCAUCAAGAAUGAACAUGAACUCCCAAAUGAAACAGCUUACAAUACAUAAUAGUUGGUAUGUUAAUGAGUAUAGUAAUAAGAUUGAACAUUGA